UCGGGGCGGUUCAGACCCAGCGAUGAGAGCGCUCCAUUGAGAAAAAAAAAUCCCACUGGUGAGUUUUUCUAGUCGCAGAGCUGCAGGGGAUGAAGGGGACGACAUCUGCGUCAGGUUCAAUUCACUCUGCCACGAAACGUCACUGACCAAAUUGAAGACCCCUGCAACAUGGACGGCUUUUAUGACCAACAGGUGCCCUUCAUGGUCCCCGAGAGUAAGUGUCACUCAGAGGAAGCAGAGACGUGUCUCAGCGACAGGAAAAGGAAGUUUGUGGACACAGAGCUGGCUCAGGACACAGAGGAGCUUUUUCAAGAUCUGAGCCAGCUCCAAGAAAUCUGGAUUGCCGAAGCUCAGGUUCCCGACGACGAGCAGUUUGUCCCAGAUUUCCAGUCCAAUAACUUGAUGUUUCAUGGACCGCCUGUGGGCAAAGUGAAACGAGAGCCCAGUCCGUCCAAAGACCUGUCUCCUUGCAGAACGCCUCAAGCUGACAUGUGCCUUUACAGUUACAGUGCCUGUGACAACAAGCCAGCUCUGACUCCAUCCGCCACACCUGCAGCACAGUGUGGCUCCACCCAUCCGACUGGACCUCCGCCCUUACAGAGACAGCUACAGCCAUCUUCCCCCCAGCUGACCAGCGGCUGCAUCCCGCGCCACGUGCCGCCCAUGAGCCCCUCCCACCACCACAGCCUGACACCUGCCAGCCACAACCAGCAGUUUGCGCUGCCGCGUCCCCACGUCACCGGUCCCGGCGCAGCUUUCAGCGGGGAACAAAGGUUCCAGCGGCAGCUGUCAGAGCCCUGCUUGUCCUUCCUCCCUCCGGAGAAAAGGGCAAACUCGCCGUACCCCGCCCCGAGCCGCGACGGGCGCCCACUGUACCAGCGCCACCUCUCAGAGCCCCUGGUUCCCCACGGCCCCCGAGUUUUCAAACAGGAGCUGGUGGACCCGCGGUACACGGAGCGAGGGCCGCCGCCUGGCCCGGGUCUCGCCCAGCCCCGGACCACCUUCAACCAUGUCACGAUCAAGCAGGAGCCAAGAGACUUUGGCUUUGACUCAGAGGUUCAAACUUGCCAGUCGUCAUCGUUUGGGAAAACUUCUGUCUUGUACCAGAACAACAACAACAACAUCGGAUUUGGUCACGACAGAGAGCCACAUGUGUACUAUGACGACACUUGUGUUGUGCCAGAAAGACUCGAAGCAGGUAAAGUGAAACAGGAGGGUUUGCCAUACCAGCGCCGCGGCUCCCUGCAGCUCUGGCAGUUUCUGCUCACACUGCUGGACAACCCAGCUAACGGACACCUGAUCGUGUGGACGGGACGCAACAUGGAGUUUAAACUGAUUGACCCUGAGGAGGUGGCUCGGCUCUGGGGGAUUCAGAAAAAUAGACCGGCCAUGAACUACGACAAGCUGAGCCGCUCACUGAGGUACUACUACGAGAAGGGCAUCAUGCAGAAGGUAAAGGUGGCUGGGGAAAGGUACGUCUACAAGUUUGUGUGCAACUCCGAUGCGCUCUUCUCGAUGGCUUUUCCAGACAACCAGAGGCCGAGUCUGAAGGCAGAUCCGGACGCCAUCCCGCCCCCCAGCGAGGAGGACGGCCUCCCCAUGCCCAGCUUUGAGGAGGAGGGUCCUUACCUGGCUGACGGAGGGGAGCAGGGCACCCAGGGGCUGGCUUUCCCUGACGGCUACCUGUACUAGACUCAGCAGCCUGGAAGCUACAGGGAACGUGGGAUAAUUUAAACAAGAGGACCCUGAAAUUAACUGAGCAGCAUUUGAGUUUUUCAAAAUGUCCAUGUACAGUAUGUUUGGCAACAAAAAAAGGUGAAAUGAUGGGAUCAUUUUCUCAAUCAAACGUAAAUGUCUCUUAUGACAAAGCUUCAUUUGCUAAAUGAGAGAUCAGAGAAUCUCUGGAAACUGUUAAUUUGAGCAUAACAAAAGUUGGUUUCAUAUAUUAUAAUGGGUUUAAUGCCACUUCCAGCAAAACAAAAUUGUGUUCUUAAGGGAAGAAAGUUGAAAUAUUUAGGUAAAAAGUAAAAAUAUCAGUGAUAUUUUUAAGAUGAAGACAUAAUUAUACAAGAAACGGUCACAAUAUUUUAUAAAUAAAGUUUAUUUUUAUGACACCACAUAAAAUCACAGUAUAUGAAUAUAUCCAGUAUAUAUAAUGUAUACAUUUGCUAUUUUACUUUAACGCAUAAAAUGACGAAAAAGGCAAUAGAUAUAGAAAAGGCCUUAAUGUAGUAAAAAUGUAGGUUCGAUUUUUACUUGAUAACAAAUUAACUUUAUUAUCAGAUAAUUCAGAAUUGUGCAGAUCGUAGAAUAUUUCAUUUCUUUCCUUGUUGACAACAUGACUUGCAGCUGUUACCUAAUAUACUGCCUCCUUUACUUACGCUCACAAUAUUACGACUUUUCUCUCAAAAAUAUUGCACUUUUAUUCUCAAAAUCGACAUUUAUUUUCCUUUUUGCCCUGAAACUAGUGGUAACCCUGUAGCAUGGCCGUUGCUGUCCUCGCGCUUUGAACUCUGGGAACUCUGGCAUUUCAACCAAAAAGUAUCUAGAAGCCAUGACACUCCUCUGCCAACAGACCUGUCUUUGUUGUUCGGGUGAAACUCAAACUGCUUGAAAGGGACAAAUAUUUCAGUCCUCCUAUAAAAACAUGUAUAUUUGAAAUGUCUUUUGUGUAUGUUUUCUUGUUUUAAAAGCUAAUAUUUUUGGCCUUAUAUGGACUUCUAGUUCUUUCCUAUAACUGUUUUAAGACAAAGGUACUGCUACUAUUUUUUGAUUCUGUAAUACUGCCAGCUGAUGCUAAUGUCAAGCAUGGACUUUCUUACAAACGGCUCACCAGUUAAUGUACCGAGAUAGUUUCUGCAUUUUUUGUAUAACUGAUUUGCUUCAAUGUGUAGAAAAGGUGUAUAAUUACAUAUGAAUAUAUUUUUGCUAAAGGCUCCGUGUGCUUGACCUCGUACUAUGAGCUGCAGCAUUUUUCGCCUGCUAAUGUGUUGCAUCAAUGUCUCCGAGCUGUGAUGACUUGUUCCCUCUGAGUCCUGCAGAUGGAGACAGGAUGUGAUGGUGUGUGUUGCUGUAUGAAUGGGGGACAGGUGGUGGUGUAUGAGGAGAUAUGAUGACAGCUGGAGAAAGACACUGGUGUGACGUCUACCCUGUUACAGUUCGUGUGCCUUAUGUUAUGAUCUUUACUGACACAAUAAAACAUUUUACUCUU
Molecule: messenger RNA, 3211 nt
Organism: Scophthalmus maximus (turbot)
Lineage: Eukaryota; Metazoa; Chordata; Actinopteri; Pleuronectiformes; Scophthalmidae
Product: ETS translocation variant 5-like
Exons: 13
Coding region: 169-1692 (507 amino acids)
Biological process (GO): regulation of transcription by RNA polymerase II; cell differentiation
Cellular component (GO): nucleus
Molecular function (GO): DNA-binding transcription factor activity, RNA polymerase II-specific; sequence-specific DNA binding
Source: RefSeq, a predicted model, not a curated record